Cololabis saira (Pacific saury) is the source of this 4193-nucleotide messenger RNA. RefSeq names its product WD repeat-containing protein 26-like. Gene Ontology annotation, cellular component: GID complex. The transcript is spliced from 14 exons. Bases 212 to 1741 code for a protein of 509 amino acids. Lineage: Eukaryota; Metazoa; Chordata; Actinopteri; Beloniformes; Belonidae. Gene Ontology annotation, molecular function: protein binding. The record is from RefSeq and is a predicted model, not a curated record. Gene Ontology annotation, biological process: proteasome-mediated ubiquitin-dependent protein catabolic process.
GGACGCGGGGGUCCCCCGCUCCAAUGGACUCCCUUCCGCGGCUCCUGUCUGCGAGGCUGACAGCAGCGGCGGGGGGGGAGGAGGAGGAGGAGGGGGCACGUCAGAAGCCAAGAAGAAGAAACGUCCGUCUCCAUGUGACCAUGAUGACGUCAUCAGACUCAUCGGACAGCACCUGCACGACCUGGGGCUGAACCAGACGGUGGAUCUCCUGAUGCAGGAGUCUGGCUGCAAGCUGGAUCAUCCCUCUGCCACCAAGUUCCGCAACCACGUCAUCGAAGGAGACUGGGACCAGGCUGAGAGUGACCUGAAUGAACUGAAGGCCUUGAUGCAUUCUCACGCUGCUGUAGUGCGGAUGAAGUUCCUGCUGCUGCAGCAGAAGUACCUGGAAUACCUGGAGGAUGGGAAGGUCCUGGAGGCUCUGCAGGUCCUGCGAGCCGAGCUCACGCCUCUCAAGUACAACACGGAGCGGAUCCACAUCCUGAGUGGGUACUUGAUGUGCAGUCAUGCAGAGGACCUGAGGCUCAAAGCUGAGUGGGAGGGAAAAGGCCUGGCAUCCAGAACCAAACUGCUGGACAAACUUCAGACUUAUCUACCUCCUUCAGUAAUGUUGCCACCUCGUCGCCUCCACACUCUCUUGCGGCAGGCCGUGGAGCUGCAGAGGGAGCGCUGCCUCUACCACAACACCAAACUGGACGGUGGGCUGGACUCGGUCUCCCUGCUGCUGGACCACGCCUGCAGCCGGAAGCAGUUCCCCUGCUACACUCAGCAGAUCCUGACUGAACACUGUAAUGAAGUUUGGUUCUGUAAGUUCUCCAACGAUGGCACCAAGCUGGCCACCGGCUCCAAAGACACAACCAUCAUCUUGUGGCAGGUCGACACGGAAACUCAGCAGCUGAAACUGAUGAAGACUCUGGAGGGCCACGCUUACGGGGUGUCCUACCUGGUGUGGAGUCCAGACGACGCCUACUUGAUCGCCUGUGGUCCUGACGACUGCUCGGAGCUGUGGCUGUGGAACGUCCAGACGGGGGAGUUACGAACAAAGAUGAGUCAGUCUCACGAGGACAGCCUGACCUGUGCAGCCUGGAAUCCAGACGGCAAACGCUUCGUCACCGGCGGCCAGAGAGGCCAGUUCUACCAGUGUGACCUGGACGGGAACCUGCUGGACUCGUGGGAGGGGGUUCGGGUCCAGUGUCUCUGUUGCCUGGGCGACAGCCGGACGGUCCUGGCGUCCGACACCCACCAGCGCGUUCGAGGAUACAACUUCGAGGACCUGACAGACAGAAACAUAGUGCAGGAGGACCAUCCCAUCAUGUCCUUCACCGUCUCCAGAAACGGAAGAUUGGCUCUUCUUAACGUGGCCACUCAGGGCGUGCACCUGUGGGACCUGCAGGACCGGGUUCUGGUCAGGAAGUACCAGGGAGUGACCCAGGGCUUCUACACCAUCCACUCCUGCUUCGGAGGGCACAAUGAAGAUUUCAUUGCCAGUGGCAGUGAAGACCACAAAGUCUACAUCUGGCACCGGCGCAGCGAGCUGCCCAUCGCAGAGCUGACGGGACACAACCGGACGGUGAACUGUGUCAGCUGGAACCCGGUUCUGCCCGGACUGCUGGCCAGCGCCUCCGACGACGGGACGGUCCGAAUCUGGGGACCCGCCCCCUUCCUGGACCCCCAGGACCCAGAGGGGAUCGGGGCAGCAGCAUGGACAGCUGAUGCUCUCCAGCGUGGCUGUGAGCGGCACUAAGAGCCUGGAGACACUUGAAUGGAGCAGAGCAAAGACUUGAUUGGAUAUCUGCUGGGUGGAGGCGUGGCCACCAGGCCGGAGGUGCAGCUGGACUCCUCCUCCUCUUAUUUAUUGUCCACCCCCGUAUUUAUUCAGGACUUCUGAGCCUGCAGAACCAGGAGGGUUCUGUGUUCUGCAGCUUCUCCCUGACACACACAGCGUUGGAAAUAUGAACCGUCAGCCGUUGUGUGGGACAGUGGAACCUUCUCAGCCAUCAUGGAAGACAAUGCUGCGUUGUCUGCUGUCACUUAUGCAUGUGUGGUGUGGUACGUUCUUAGCCAUCGUGUGAGAGCCAUCUAUUCUGACACGUAUGACAACAGAGUUCUCCUGUCAUGUAUGACGUGACGUCUUCUCCCCUGUGUGCUUUUUUGGUGCUUUUCCACCAGUACCUACUCAGCCCGACUCGCCUCAGUUUGGUUCUUUUCCACUAGGGGUCUAACGUGCCGAGUAGAUACUUUUCUGUAUCUAUUCUGCCGAGGUUCUAAGCUGCUGAGUCGGCUGUAUCUGACAUCAUCACACUACAGACCACUGAUUGGUCGGUGGCUGAGGAGACAAUUACGAGAAUAAAGUCAUAAUGUUACGAGAAUAAAGUCGUAAUAGAAUUACCGUAAGUCGUAAUAUUAUGAGAAUAAAGUCGUAAUAUUAUGAGAAUAAAGUCGUAAUUUGAGAAAAAAAGUCGUAAUAUUAUGAGAAUAAAGUCGUAAUUUGAGAAUAAAGUCAUAAUAUUACGAGAAUAAAGUCGCAACAUUACGAGAAUAAAGUCGUAAAAUUACGAGAAUAUAAUUUAUGAGAACUCUAACAGGAAGAGCAGUCUUCUCCCUGUGUUAAAAUGAGGAAUAUUGAGCAUCUUGUGAAGUUAUAUUUAUAUAUUUAUAAUAUAUUUACUAUUACGACUUUAUUCUCGUAAUUUUACGACUUUAUUCUCAUAUUAUUAUGACUUUAUUCUCAUAAUUUCCAUUUUUUUUUGUCUUAGUUUGGCCCUAAUACUCCGUCGUACCCAGCUGACUAAUUAGAAGAAAAAAAAAGCGUUGCCGCUUGAAGCUUCUUUCACUCUCAUUUUUUAACUUGGUAUCAAACACAAGCCACAGACCCAGCAGCACAUCUAUCAUCUCCUCCAGGUUCUACAUCUUUAGUCUUGUCUUCAUCCUUUAGAUACACAAUCAAAUACGUCACAGCAGCUUCUCUCCAACCUCCUACUUCUCCAGGUGCUGAUUGUUAUGGAAAAGAAACCAGGUCGAGUAGAGCUGAGUAGGUUUUAGUGGAAAAGCCCCAUUUGUCUCGUCUGGUCUCUCCUCCCUCUGGUCUGCACUCUGGUGUGGUUUUGUUGUUUCACUAGUUGAAUAUUUGAAUAGUUUUGGGUUCUUGGAGACGUGCUGGAGGAGGUUCCAGCUGUGCAGCUGCAGGAUGAACAUCUGUCCAGGCGUGGGUAGUUCAGGGACCGUGUGCUGUGGAGGACGAUUCCCCGUCAGAGACCCUGCUCACACCAGUCCAUGAAGACGACAAACUUUCCCUCGGUGGUUCUUCUACAGCAGCAAAACUCACAGUGAACAAUAAUGAUGUUUUUAAUCACGUUCUACACAUUUUCUCACCAUUUCUGUUGUUUAUACAUAAGUGAACUUAGAGGACAAGCACGUCUACACUCACACUCUAACACAGAUAGAUGAAUUUAUACAACAUUGCAUUUCCUUUGCCUGACCUGUGUUUCAGUGUUGCGCCUGCUGUUAUUUUUUGUGUACAUUUUCUUUGAGCUGCAUAUGAAGCACCGGUUUUUAACAGAUCUACUUGUUGUUUCCUCCACACUUCUUUGUUGACUUCUGUGUUGGAUCAAACUGAAGUUCUGGUCCUGGAGAAAGCUGCAGAACUCUGAGGAUCAGCUUCACCUGCUUCACCUCCUCCAGCUUCACCUCCUCCACCCCAGGGCUCAGGAGGUCUGACCCCCAGAGAGCUUUGGGGGGGUUGGCCUCGCUCAGAGGGGUCCAGGGGGAACUCCGUCAUAGAACUCAGGUGUAUGGAAGAGUAUUAGGGCCAGGCAGGAGGAAAAUUAAAUACAAAUAAUAUUUUACAGGAGGAAGAUUUUUUUUUAUUUGAUUUUUUUUUCACUUCGGUAAAAAAGUCAAAAUGUCGAGAAAAAAGUUGAAAUGUUGGGGAAAAAAGUCAAAAUUUCGUGAAUAAAGUUGAAAUGUUGAGAAAAAAGUCAAAAUUUCGUGAAUAAAGUUAAUAUGUUGGGAAGAAAGUUGAAAUGUCAAGAUUAAUGUUGAAGUAUAAUUUCAAGAAAAAAGUCGAAAUGUCGAGAAAAAAGUCAAAAUGUUAAGAACAAAGUCGAAAUGUUGAGAAAAAAUUCAUAAUGUUGAGAAAGAAGUCGAAAUGUUGAGAAAAAAGUCAAAAUUUCGUGAAUAAAGUUGAAAUGUCAAGA